Molecule: messenger RNA, 6517 nt
Organism: Silurus meridionalis
Lineage: Eukaryota; Metazoa; Chordata; Actinopteri; Siluriformes; Siluridae
Gene: tiam1a
Product: TIAM Rac1 associated GEF 1a
Exons: 28
Coding region: 371-5242 (1623 amino acids)
Biological process (GO): activation of GTPase activity; positive regulation of axonogenesis; small GTPase-mediated signal transduction
Cellular component (GO): synapse; plasma membrane; cytosol
Molecular function (GO): protein binding; guanyl-nucleotide exchange factor activity
Source: RefSeq, a predicted model, not a curated record
GAGAGAGGGAAACACACACACACCCUCUACUCACCAGCGGAUAGACUACUAUACUCUACACAUGGUUGAAGAAACAAGAGUAACACAGUGGAGAUAGAAAAAGAGGAAGAAAAGGAGGAAUCUCAGCUCAUGGUGGAAUCUACAGAUUUACCUGGACUCUUGAGGAUCUACAUGACCUGCAGUUCUUUCUUUUAUAAAAGAGGCAUAGGAGCUGCAGUUCUUGGACUUGUAGAGACCCAUUGCAUGAUAGAAUAUGAAGGAUGUGAACAGUGUCAUCCCCCAGUGAUGCCAGUGAUGAGUUCAAAUAAGAUGUUAAGAGUUCUUUUGCCUUCCACUGAAUUUCACCUCAGCAGGUACAUUCUGCAAAACCAUGGGAAAUAUAGAGAGCCAGAAUGGAGACCACAGCUUAUACUUUGAAACUGAAAACCAUCUAUCACACAAGCACAUGUCACACUCCCUGCGGAUCUCCAAUAAGCAUUCACGGCGCCCACACAACAUUUCGUCUGGUAUAACGGAGCACCAUGGUUCAGAAGCCAGCACCAGAUCAAGCAGCACUCCUAGCAUCCCUCAGUCACUGAGCGAAAAUGGCUUGGAGCCCUUUAAUGAGACAGAUGCACUGAGCGGACACGUUUGGGUGGAGCCGGUUGGCGUAAACCUGAGGCCGAUAUCAUUUCAUGACCAGACUGGCAAACAGAGUACCACACCAGGAUCUGAAGAUGGAGGGGAAACAGUAGUGGAUGAUGGACAAGAUGAUAAUGGCCUCGUUGAGACAGAAAAUAGACACAUGGAGAAAGUAAAUGAUCGACCUGGUGAAGGCGGAAGCUUAAAGAACAAGAAGCGCUCCAAAUCGGCGGACAUGUGGCGGGAAGACUCGCUUGAGUUCUCACUGUCGGACCUCAGCCAGGAACAGUUGACUAGCACAGAGGAGAUUGUUCACAACACUGAGCCUGAAAAUGAAAAAUUAAACAGAGGACACGAGGGACACACUGGUGAGAGGACUAAUUCUUUAGAUGAGCUGUGCACCCAGAAAACAUCCACAAACCGGGGCUCUAGGAAUCGCUACAAAUACAGGCGAGAAAGCAAAAGGUCACCAGUAGGGAAGAUAACCAAUAGUAUGCUGUCACCAGGGGAGGAAGAAGGCAGUGGAUAUGGAGCAUACACAUUGCCCUGCAGACGCUCUCAUUGCCUUUCUGAAAGGCCUCCCAAUCAACAGGGGGCACUGUGCUCCAGCAUGCAAGGACGUCGUGCCCAGACUUCGCACGACAUCACAGCAGGAGAGGACAGUGAAUAUGGAGACAGUGGCAUUGAUGGUGUGACUGUUGAUGCUAAACCCCAGUCACGUCGCUGCAAGGCCAUGUCAGCGUCUUUCUCUGUGUACUCUGCAGCCAGUGCUAGAAGCAGUAGUGGUAGCAGCAGUGGAGGAGGAGGGGACCGUGAACGAAGGCUGGGUGAAGGUCAAGGAGUGUAUGAGAACUUUCGGCAGGAGCUUGAGUUAAACUCACGACAGACAUUUGAAAGCCUUGAGGAGGCAGGCUCAGCUGUCAGUGAUGAAAGAAGCAGUGGCACAGCAAGUUCGGCCUUCUUGUCGGAGGCACUGUUUCUUGAGACAACGCAGGGUACUGUACGCAAGGCAGGUGCACUGGCUGUAAAGAACUUCUUGGUGCAUAAGAAGAAUAAGAAGGUGGAGCCGGCAACCAAGCGGAAGUGGAAGCACUACUGGGUAUCAUUGAAAGGAUGCACACUGUUUCUUUAUGAGACUGAUGGACGCUCAGGAAUUGACCACAACAGCAUUCCCAAACAUGCAGUGUGGGCUGAAAACAGCAUUGUCCAGGCGGUUCCUGAACACCCCAAAAAGGACUUUGUUUUCUGCUUAAGUAACUCAUUAGGUGAUGCCUUUCUCUUCCAGACGUCAGGCCAGACAGAGCUGGAGAACUGGAUCACGGCAAUCCACUCGGCAUGUGCCACGGCAGUGGCCCGGCAGCACCACCGCGAGGACACGGUGCGCUUCCUGCGUGCUGAGAUUAAGAAGCUGGAGCAGAAGAUUGAUAUGGACGAGAAGAUGAAGAAGAUGGGAGACAUGCAGCUCUCGGCUGUCACUGACAGUAAAAAGAGAAAGGCCAUUCUGGAACAGAUCUUCCUAUGGGAGCAGAACCUCGAGCAAUUUCACGUGGAUCUGUUUCGUUUUCGCUGUUACUUAUCCAGCCUGCAGGGCGGCGAGCUUCCCAAUCCAAAGCGCCUACUGGCUUUUGCCUCGCGGCCUACAAAGCUGGCUAUGGGCCGCCUGGGCAUCUUUUCUGUCUCUUCGUUCCAUGCCCUGGUUGCAGCACGGACAGAAAGCGGUGUUAGGAGACGGACGCAUGCUUUGUCCCGCUCCUCGAGUAAACGCAAGAGCCGUUUCUCCUCACUGUGGGGUCUUGACACUACCUCAAAGAAGAAAAGCAAAAGCAGACCCAGUAUUAGCCAGGUGUUUGUGGAUGGAGAGGAACCUGUGAAGAAAAGUCUGGACGAAAUGUUUGGAGAUCCAUCCAAGGAAAUAUUGGAUCAGACUGGGUCCAUGAGGAGCCUUCCUCAGCAAGCUGUAGACAGUGACGUUUGGGUUACUGAAUACCUCACACCAUCCUGGGUCAUUUUGCCCAACGAUCAGCCUGUUCUGGCAAUUAUACAGCCAGGAGAGACAACCCUGGAAGCCCUGGAAUCAUUGUGCAAGGCCCACAGUCUGGAUCGGGCCAAGCACUAUCUCCGGCUGAAGUUUCUCAUUGACAAUCAAGUGCAAUUUUAUGUCCCUAAGCCUGAAGAGGAACUCUGGGACCUGCUCUACAAAGAGAUUGAAGUUUGUAGCAAAACUACCAAAGUUAUCCAGUUUGACAGAAAUGAAUCCUGUGCCAUUGGCUAUGGGUUUUCUGUAGUUGUGGUGGAUGAGGAUGGUACACAGCAGCUACAUAUUACAAAUGUAAAGGCAUCAGGCAUGGCUUUCACUAAAGGUCUGAGAGCUGGUGAUGAGAUCCUGCAGCUGAAUGAGAAACAGGCGAGUGUGUUGGAGCUGUCGGACCUAAGUGCUGCAUUUGCCCACCCUUCUCUCAUGCUCACCAUCAGUGCCGUGCCCUCAUCUGAGCCAUGCCAGCGAUGUCUGCUGCUUCCCCGCCGCUCAGAUACACCUCACAAUCUCUGCACGGACAUCUUCUCUCAGAGCCAAGGCUCUGAUCUCCAACUCCCUCUAGAGGACAUCCUGGAUGAGGCAUCUAUAAUUGUUCUUGAGAGCCCAGACACUGAAGAAGUGGAAGAAGGUGUGCUCUUACCUGUUGAGGAUGCAGUAGAUGGCACAGAGGCUGAUCUUGAAACUGUCUCUGAACACAAGAGCACAGAGCAAAUGACUGCAUUCUGCCGCAGCCUUCAUGACAUGAAUUCUCCAGAGCCUGUUGCAUACUCGCCCUCAUCCUCCUCCUCCUCAUGUGCUCCCAGCCCUGUCUCUCCGGUACCUGUUCCUUCCACACUGCGUCAGCUCUCCGAUGCUGACAAAUUGCGCAAGGUUAUAAGUGAGCUGGUGGACACAGAGCGCACCUAUGUGAAGGACCUACAUUUUGUGAUCGAGAGAUACCGGACUCCUCUGCAGAAGGAACAUUUUCUGUCACAGGAUGAGUUGGAUGUGCUUUUUGGGAACUUGCCAGAGAUGGUUGAGUUUCAAGUGGAGUUUCUCAAGACUCUGGAAGAUGGAACACGAUUGGUUCCAGACUUAGACAAGCUUGAGAGAGUGGAUCAGUUCAAGAAAGUGCUGUUCUCUCUUGGUGGCUCAUUCCUCUACUAUGCAGACCGCUUCAAAAUUUACAGUGCUUUUUGUGCCAGUCAUACAAAAGUCCCAAAAGUCCUCACCAAAGCUAAAACAGACCCUGAGUUUAAAGCAUUCCUUGCCAAGAGAAACCCAAGGCAGCAACACUCAUCCACUCUGGAGUCCUACCUGAUCAAGCCAAUCCAGAGGGUACUGAAAUACCCUCUGCUGCUCAGAGAGCUCUACUGUCUCACGGACCCUGAUAGUGAGGAGCACUACCAUCUCAAUGUUGCUAUGAACGCAAUGAAUAAAGUAGCCAGUCACAUCAAUGAAAUGCAGAAGAUCCAUGAGGAGUACGGAGCUGUUUUUGACCAGCUCAUCAGUGAGCAGAGUACCGACAAGAAAGAGGUGGCUGAUUUAUCUAUGGGUGACCUGCUACUGCAUGCUACUGUGGUUUGGAUUAAUCCUCCAUCUUCCCUUAUGAAGGGAAAGAAAGACCCAGAGCUUGCUGCCUUUGUUUUCAAGACGGCCAUAGUUUUUGUGUACAAAGAUUGCUCCAAGCAAAAGAAGAAAAUUGGAACGUCUCACAAAGGCUUUGUUUCUGAUGAGAGAGACCCAUUUCGAUUCAGGCAUAUGAUUCCUUCAGAUGCCCUCCAAGUCCGCAAUACUACCAAUUCAGAUGGAACAGCAGUAUGUGAGAUAGUUCACAUAAGAUCUGAGUCUGAAGGAAGGCCAGAGAGGACUUUUCAUCUGUGUUGUAGUUCCUCUGAGAGUAAAAGGGACUUCCUGAAAACAGUGCACUCUGUCUUAAGGGACAAACAGCGUCGGCAGCUGUUAAAGACAGAGAGUUUGCCUCAUAGUCAGCAGUAUAUUCCAUUUGGAGGAAAACGCUUUUUCGCACUGAAAGGAGUCAGGCCCAUAAACAGAGCAGUUUCAGCUCCACCUGGAAACCUGGGCCGAAAAAGACUUGUACGCAAUCGCUUCACCAUCAACACCGACAUUGUCUUUGACAACUGCACCAGUCAAGACUCCACAGUUUUUCCUCAGAGAGAUCAUGUGUCUCCAUCCCAGAAUAAUCAUAGGACGGAUGGAGACACCGACCACUGGGUAGAAGAGCAGUUUGACUUGCAGCUGUAUGACAGACAGACAGACGUAAAGGAGACAGACAUCCUCAGCGAUGAUGACGAAUACUGCGAGUCUGUCAAAGGUUCUUCUGCUGAGCCUAGCCUGGAAGAGUCUUUCGAAGCUCUUAUAGCCGAAGUAGAGGAGGAACAAAAGAACGAGGACAAGAAGGACAAAGACAUAGCUCCCAGCAAAGGUUCAGAAAACAAGCUGCCGGAAAAGUCCCUUGGCCAUCUAAGGUUGACUCCGCUACGUAAGCAGUGUGCUGUAGAAGACAAUGUGCCUCAGAGGGAGGUGGAGGUUAUCUGGGUUCGCAGAGACGAUUUUAACGGUGGCUGCGGCACUGAUAUCUUCUGAAGUCGAUUUUACAAGUCCUUUGUCUUUACUGUCAGACAAAAUGUCAAAGGAAAUGGUUGCUGGUGUAAAUACAUUCGACAGCUGCUUAAAUAAGCAAUAUGGGUCAACAUCAUAAAACCCAAGUCCCUGCACAUCUUUGGAUGAAGUUACACGAUAUCUGAACUCUUCAUUUCUUAAGCAGUUUAUUGGGACUGGAUGGGAUGACUUAAGAUGCUGAAAAACAUCUGAAUGGGAUCACACAGUAAUUGGGGACAGCCAUAUGUUUCCAAACCGUAAACACACUGACAUGCUGCAUGAUGUGCACUCAUAUCCUGUAGGCAGCUACACUUCCUUUUCAAACCUAGUUGCCAAAAUAAUUAUUUUUGUAAAACCGCUAGGAUCGUGGGUCAGUCCUGUUUUCAUAGCUUAUGACCGCUGUUCUUUACUCAAGGGCUGUGUGUGUGUUAGUGAUGUCCAGAACCCCAUGGCUAAACUCAAGCCUCAUCUUACUCAACAGCACCAUGCAGAUCACAUUGUCCAGAGCACAAAAGCAUAUCAUUGCUAUUAUGAUCCUCUGAAAGCCACCGUUUACGAUUUCUCAGCGACAUCCUUGAUCUUUCUUUUUCUUUUGAUUUUACAGCAUGCCCUCCAGUCCAGUAUUACCCAGCCCUAACCACUUAAAGGGAUAUUUUAAAUUAUUAUUAUGGAUCCUGCUGUACUUGAAUUUUCUAUCACAGUUGUUUUGGGAAGGUGUAAAGCCUUGACCUUUUAGCCCUGCACACUGCAAUGACCUGAGUGCUUUUGGUUUCAAGUACCAAACUAGUCACAAUUUAUCUUUAUAAAGGUAUACUACUGAAUUACACACCCACGUAAAGUCGUCACUGACACACUAUUUGAUAUGACAUCACCAAUCUCACUUGAUAUCAUGAACUACACUUGAACAGUUCGAAAGGCAGUGAAUUAGAAUUAAAUCAGGUGACAUAUAAGGUUUUGAUGAAUUCGGACGUUUUGUUGUGUUUUGCACAACGAUUGUUUUGAUCAUGGUGGACAGAGCGUAUUUCUGAAAGAGAAGUUAUAUUUUUUAAAUGUAUGUGAAAUGAUGUAAAAUGCAAUCACUUCCUGUAUAUGUGCUUUUGAAAACUUUUGGCUGAGAUGCAUUGUAAAAAAAAAAACUGUAAAUAUUCUUCAACUUUUACAUUGUGCAUUUUUGAAAAUGUACGCUCACAGUUUCGUGAACUAUUAUUAUUGCGCUUCUUAAAUAAAAGUUCUUUAUUUAUAUCGCCAUUUUAACAUGGA